CGGUUGAUUUUCGUCUGGUGAUAUGAAACUACCUAGCUGCUGCUUGACUUCCAUCCAUUCCACCCUUUCUUACAACUUCGCGCUCCUCUGGAGUCUGUCUGAAUGAACGGCAUUUUGUCAUAGGCGUAUUGUAUUGUACAGUACAUGUGCUCGCUAUUGAAGAGUGACUGAUAGGCACUCUCUUCAUCUCAAUUCAAGAGCUUCCAUCGUUCUUCUCAAACCUCCCCUUUGCUGUCCUUCACCGCCACAAUCUCCAGUUCAACCUGCGAGAACAAAGGCUGUCAAAGAGGACCACCCACACACCAUCCACAAACCUGCUUCAGCUAUCAUGGACCCUACCCGAGCCUCACCCUCUUCUACCUCACCCCUACGCAUUCUCACCCGCCACCCGGCCCUCACCUUCGCCGGUCUGGCCCUAGCAGGCGCUGGUCUCGGCUUCAGGCACGUAGCCGCCACCUUGCGCGACAACGAGCUGGCCCAGAAGAACUCGGCCGCCCGCAACUUUUACGUCAGCGUUGACCGCAGCGGGGGCGGCAUCUGAGGUUCCCUCCCCUUUGGAGUGUUGUUCCAUAGAUUACUACGGUACUACUAGUAUCCCGAGGACAACUGUUCCUGGCGAGAGACCAUCACCACCACUACUACUUAGCAAUCCCCGUAUUAGAUGAUAGCUCGGUCGUCUAGAGUGUCAGCUUCGGGCCGGCUGUGGAAAUGGAAAGGGGGAGAAACUCAAGCACAGCGGAUUCAGAGUAGAGGGAGGCCCAAAUUGUAUCGGAGUGUGUGGUGAUGACAGUGGUGAUGAACUAGAGCUAGC
Messenger RNA from Canariomyces notabilis, 811 nucleotides. RefSeq lists its product as uncharacterized. Lineage: Eukaryota; Fungi; Ascomycota; Sordariomycetes; Sordariales; Chaetomiaceae. The coding region runs from base 329 to 541 and encodes 70 amino acids. The transcript has 2 exons. The record is from RefSeq and is a predicted model, not a curated record.